GAGGGAAAAGGGGCAGACCAGGAUGGUGUGAAUAAGCCGUUUGUUUGUCCCUCCGUUGUCCUCCCUGGCCUUGCCUGGUGCUUGGUGCCUGGCAUCCAGGGUAAUUUCCUUUCAUAACCACCACUGCCAUCCUUGCAUUAGCAUUUUCACUGCCGUGAGGGCAACAUUCAAGUGUGUGUGUGUGGUUGUUCGCCUGCUCGCUACCGGCCUUAUUAUGCAGGGACUGGGCAAGACUGAGAGAGGAGAGCAGGGCCGAGACAUCGACCUGACAUCGCUGAGAUCCACCAUGCCGGCCAGCGGCCCUCUGCAGGUGUGAUGAUGGCUGCGGCCGUUUGGAUGAAGGUGGAGGGAACUGGAUGAUGAACUGGACGAUGGCCCAAUCAGACGGGUUGGGAGGCGGGGAGAACAAAGGAGUGCAGGGAGGCUCAACUUCUAACCUGAACAUGAACCUUUAUGCUACCAAGAAGACCGCAGCUGAAGGCAUGUUGGACAUCGCUUUGUUCCUGGCAAACAUCACACACAUGAAGACUGUCAUCGAACAGGGAGCUGGGUACAGGUACUACGCUGCUGUUCUGACGCUCAUUUCCUUCUCCCUGGCUCUUCAGAUAGUGGCCGGAAUCCUGAUCAUCAUAAUCGGCCGUCGCGACCUGAACAACUCAACUCUGCAGCAGCGCCUCGACUACCUGAACAACGUAACAACCAUCAUAGUCUUCAUCACCACGGCCCUCAACUUCUUUAUUAGCACCUUCGGCAUGCAGAGGACCGGACACUUCCCCUGGCUUAUGAUGCGCAUUCACUGAUGCACAACACACACAAUCUGACAACGACAUUACACUAAUAAACUGCACUACCACACACACACAUAGAAAAGCUAAAAGGAUUCAUAAAUAUAGUUGGUUUUCUUUUUUUGCAUAAUUCAACCUAACACACACCUGUUUAAACAGAACUGCUAAACAUUCCUUACAUGUUAAUAUCGGCUUAAAAAUGUAUGAAAAUGUUUGUUUUAUUUUGUCUCCUCAGUGUCUAAGUCUGGCCCAGCAGAGAUGCAUAUUUCAUUCUUAAAAUGACUCAAAAAAAGAGAUCAAAAUGGCAUAAAAGUUCUUCAGAAGUCCUUAAAUUUGUCCAGAAAGUCUUGAAAUCUGUCUGCAUUUUUUGUCUUUUAAACUGUGACACCUGGAUGGCUGUAAAACUGAUCUGGUUGCAGCUUCUAACAGAACUCAAAUGUGUUUUUCAUCCAUUAAAAAUGCCCCAAAUGACAUGUAAGUUGUCUGAAAUUGGAUGAAAAUUGUCAUAUAUUUCUCAAAAAUUGUUCACUGGUGACAAAAAAUUAAUCACAAAAUUAAUGAAAAUUGUCAAAAAAUACGUGAAAAUUAUUGAAAUGACUAAAAAAAAAUUCCAAAUACCUCAAAUUUGUCCAGAAUGUCUUGAAAUCUGUCUGCAUUUUUUGUCUUUUAGACUAGAUGUAAUCAGAAAGCUCACAUUUGUGUAAGGGAACGCAUACACAGCAGUGCAAAUUAGAUUUUUUGCACAUGAUAACCCCUCUAUUGCAUUAUACCUUCUCCCUUUUCAGUCUAUGCUGCCAUCUAGUGAAAAAAGUCAGGAUCACUGGCACAAAAUGAAUAAAUUCUAUCUCAAAUAUGAGAAAUAAUUGCUUUCUUUUGUUAUUAAAAUGAAUGCCAGGCAUUUCAUCAAGUCAUAAAGUCUUGUUUUAUUUGUCCCAUCACAAUACGGUCAGAAGUCACACAACCUGCUCUUCUACUUUGUUGCUUUAAUGGUCUGCUAAUUCCAAAAAAUAAAAUGCAAGGAGAAGUAUCUGCCAUGUAACAGCACACAUUAUCUUCUAUAUAAUUUCUACUUUAUACUGUUUGUUCCUGAUUUCUGUUUGGCCUCUGCUCUCUCUUCUUCCUAAUUUUCCAGGUCCCAGCAAUAAAUACAAACCUAAACAGCAGCCUGCUACAUUGUCCUCUGUAAUGUUUGAAUGAAGCAUCAAGAGGUCAUAAUGACGAGGCAGCAGUACGACAUUUUAAAGCUUUCAACAAACUUUAUGACACUUAAGUUCGAAAUUGGAUGCUGUAACAUUCCUGAACAACCAGUAAGUUUUAAUGUGUGCACAUACUGUUGGGGGAUCUCACUGCCUUGGAAGAUCAUUUCAAACUAUAAAACUUGCAAAAUUAGGCACAAAGCUUUAAAAAUAUGAUUGUUUAAGAUGUAUUCUAAUAAGAAUAACUCAUGCAAAAACAGUCUGGAGCUGGUGGUGGUAUUUUGGGUUGAUUUUGUUUCAUGAUAUUUUUGUGCCUUUGUGAUUACCAAAAUAAAUGUUGACAAAAACAAAGACAGAAAGACCACAACAAAAAUAAUAAAACAUAUAUAUUUUAUACCCAUUUUCCCACUGUUUUUAAAUGUGGUUUACCUGCAUUUUGGUUGAAUAAUUAGCAGAGUUAAAUUACCAACUUGAUGAAACAUGUUCAAUAGCUGAGGUUCCGGAGCAGGACCACACCUCAACAGUCCACUUCCUGUCAUAUGUCUAUACAUACUGCUCUGCCUUUCUCACUUGUUCCUUCAUGCUUCUUCUGCACAGAUCAACACAUACGCCAUCAAUUCGCCACACUGCCAGUCUGAAAGUUUUAGAAAACUCUGACUCAUCCAUCAGCCCUUUAUGAGGAAACAUUCAGCCUGGCUCCAGGUCUCCUCCACGCCGAUAAGCUUAAUCCACAAGGGCGCCUGGACAUGAAGAGAUCAGCGUCACUCCAGCCAUUAAACGUGCUGCUUGUCCUGAAGAAAGACUCCUCUCACUGUUCUCCAUGUGAUCAGACACUCCUCACCCGAUCCCAGUAACAACCAGGGAAGACCAAAACAUAACUGGGUCAUUCCAGAAUUGGAGAACAUUUGUAUUUCUGAUUACUUUAUGCUAUCUUCAUUUUUCCCUUCAAAAAUAAGGAGACUUCUAAGUGACCCCAAACUUUUGACCAGUAAUGUAUGUACAGUUACAUUAAGUACAUGAGAAAAGCUGAGUUGAUUUAACUAAACUCUUUUAUGUUUUACAGUGUAGGUCACAGAUUCUGUUUAGAGGGAAAUAAAGUGUGAGGGAAACUGGAUCCUGCUCUGUUUUAGUAAGUUUUUCCAGGAACAGGAGGAGGAGAUGGAGGCAUGGAUGAAGACUCAUUCCCAAGAAAUGAAACGACACGCCUAAAACGAAACCAAAGCGAAGGACAUCGUUUGUUUUCACUUGUCAACACAACAUCUGUGCAGACAUGGCCUCUGUUGACGUCCAUUGUGAAGAUCAGCCCUUGUGUUCAAUCUGUCAGGAUGCGUUCACUGAACCUGUCUCCACUCCAUGUGGACACAACUACUGUAAGGCCUGUAUCACCGGGUACUGGGACAGCAGCGCCCCGACACAGUGCCCCCUCUGUUUGCGAAGGUUCUCUAGGAGACCACAGCUGCAGGUCAACACAGCGUUCAGAGAUAUGGUGGAGCAAUUCAGUAGCUUGAUUAUGACAGGUGGAAAUGAGGUUCUUGUCAAACCAGGGGAGGUUCCCUGCGACGUCUGCCGCAGACUGAAGCUCAAAGCUCAAAAGACGUGUCUGGUGUGUUCAACCUCGUACUGCCAGACUCACCUGGAGCCUCAUCAGAGAGUUGAAAGGCUUAAAAGGCACAACCUGAUCAAUCCUGUAUCAAACCUGGACAAUAGAGUGUGUAAGAAGCAUCACAAGAUGUUGGAAUUCUUCUGUCACUUGGACCAGGAAUGCAUUUGUUUCACGUGCUUGAAAGACGACCAUGUGGCGCAUGAAGCUGUUCCUGUAGAGAAUGUGUUCAGAGAGAGGAAGGCCUGGCUCCAGAACGCAACGUCAGAGGUGGAAGUAGUGGAAAACGCUAAAUCCAGUAGUGUUCAGGGAAUCAAACACUCAGCUCAACGGAGGAAAGAAGACUCAGAGAGGGAGAUCGCAGACAUCGCUGAUCUUUUAGGCACUCUGGUGGGAACUUUGCUACAAAGGCAGAUCGAGCUGAUUUCAUUGAUCGAAGAGAAGCAGAAAGCAGCGGAGAAGCAAGCCGAAGACUUCAUAACACAACUGGAACAAGAGGUCGCUGAGCUGAGGAGGAAAAGAUCUGAAAUGGAGCAACUCUCGCAAUCAGAGGACCACCUGCACCUCCUGCAGAGUUGGCCGUCGCUCAACUUCCCCACACAUGCUGUGGACCCUCUAAACCCUCUGUCCCACUACAACCCUCCUUUUACACCAGACUUCUUGGACAUCGGUCAGCAGACAUAUGUGGGGAUGGUGAAAAAGUCUGUCGCUGAGAUGGAAAAAGCGCUCAGCAAUGAGAUGGAGAUGCUUAUUCAUGAGGUCAGGCUGUCUGAUGGCUGCGAGACUGCGAAACAGACUGAUGCAGCUGAAAAGCCAAAGACAGAUGGUUUUGUUCAGGAAUUGUGGAAUCCGCCUCAGGACAAGCUGAUGAUGAUCCAACAGUGCCACGCCGUGAAUGUGACUCUGGACGCCUACUCGGCCAAUUCCAAGCUUAUGGUGUCUGAGGACGGGAAACAACUGACGUUCCAGAAAAGCGGCCUAUUUUUCCCUGCUUUACUCGGACGAAAAUUUGAACGUCAGCCUUUUGUUAUUGCGACUGAUGGGUUUUCCUCAGGCAGGUUCUACUACGAGGUUCGGGUCAGUGGAAGCAAAUGCUGGCUCUUGGGAGUUGUCAAAGAGUCUAUUGACCGGUUGAUAAUGUCUGAUCCCUCACCUGAGGAGGGAGCCUGGACAUUUUCUGCAAGAUGCACCCAGUUUGAUGAGUUAUACCGCAUCAAUGCCAGCAACGGUCCUCCUCCUAACGUGAUGCAGAGGCCCCAGACAGUCGGCGUGUUUGUCGAUUAUGAGAAGGGAGAGAUUUCCUUCUAUGACGUGGACGCCAGGACUCUGCUGUACUCCUUCACAGGAUGCAGCUUCACUGAGACAACACCCACACUGAAAGCUUUUCUCUACUCUAUGGCAGGCUCUCCUGUAAGCAGUAGGCCGAAACUCUAUCCUUUUUUUGGAAUCUUUGAGGGUGAUCCCGACAACAUGCUCAUAAUCUCUCCUGUAAGUCGUGCGACAUAAGGUGUCACAUUUAGAGGGAGGAAGUAAGGUGCACAUUCUUUCAAAUGGGUUUCUCCUUUCAGAUUUUAAAUGUACAGCUCCGUUUGUUAAUAUGAAGACAUGAAUGUUAACCAAUAUAUAAUUCAGUGGAAGUAUUAAUAUCACCAAAAGCCAAUAAAACUCAGCACAAUACAAAAAUGUCCUUUUUAUUUCUGUUUUUGUAGCCACUUGGCCUGAGCAUGUCAAGAGGCACGAAAAAUGCAAGGUGGAUCAUUUAUAGAUAUACAUGUUGCAAUCCCUCUGUUUCAUCAGAAGGUGGCACCAUUGUUUAAAUAAAUGGUUCUUAAAUAAAUGAUCCUAGUCUGUAUCUGAGCAAAUCAAGGGGGCCAGAAAAAUGAAGAAGCAAACAAAUUGCGGACAGGCAUCGGGGGAAACCAACUACAUUUCAGAAUUUCAUUUUUGGCUUUUCAGACAUAAAUAAUAGUAGACUUGUAAGCAAGCAACUUUUUUCUUAUCCUUUUUGCAAUCUUUUUCAUCAGUUAUGUCUGUGAAUUUAAGGCAAUCAUUUGUGGAUGUAUCAUAUUUAAAAUAAAAAUAUUAAUUUAGAUGUAGUACAUGCUUACAAAUGCUUUGCUCAUGUGGAAACCUCCAGGAUCAUUUCUGAAGGCAAAUCUGGCAUGUUUGGUCAAAUCAUGCAUGUUAAAAAAUAGCUUCAAAAAUGGUUUAUGUAGCAUGAAACCAAUAUGUACUAAACUACUCAAUAAAAGUGCAUUUAUUGAAAAUCA
Acanthochromis polyacanthus (spiny chromis) is the source of this 5851-nucleotide messenger RNA. RefSeq names its product ninjurin-2-like. Gene Ontology annotation, biological process: tissue regeneration; cell adhesion. The transcript has 6 exons. Gene Ontology annotation, molecular function: protein binding; zinc ion binding. Lineage: Eukaryota; Metazoa; Chordata; Actinopteri; Pomacentridae. The coding region runs from base 3252 to 5087 and encodes 611 amino acids. Gene Ontology annotation, cellular component: membrane. The record is from RefSeq and is a predicted model, not a curated record.